Oryza sativa Japonica Group (Japanese rice) is the source of this 2449-nucleotide messenger RNA. NCBI's taxonomy places the organism in Eukaryota, Viridiplantae, Streptophyta, Magnoliopsida, Poales, Poaceae. The record is from RefSeq and is a predicted model, not a curated record.
CCUCAUCCACCUCCUCUCCCCUCCCCCCACUCGCUGCUCGUCUUCUCGUUCUCUCGCUCGCGCAUCGUCUCUUGUGCUUCUCCACCUGUUGUUCCAUUUUCUCCUCGCUUAUCUCUUCCUCGCUCGCUCUCCCUUUCGCGCACCAGAAAAGUCGUUUUUUAAUUUUCGAGUUUCCGUGGAAGAUUCUCGAUACCUGUCCCUCGUCGUCGUCCUCCUCCGCCGGCCGCCGCCGACGACCGCAGCAGGGGUGGAUCCGGGGCGGCGCCGAUUCGAGCAAUUCAAGUGGUUCAUUUCAUGGCCUGUAUCAAUAUACUUAUAUAUCUCCAACACUUACCAAGGAAUGGAAACAAACUCAUCAUGUAACAUGGGCUGCAAAAUCUGUCCCUUCUUUUCUAAUUUGAAGUGUGCACAUAUUUGCUAUAUUUUCCAUUAAAAAAAUAUACUACUCUCUUUCCAUAAUGUUCAAUUAUAAGUUUGUUGUUUUGUUGUUACUGAUUUUUGUUUUUGGCUUUUUGCACACCAGUAUCCUGGUAGGAUCCCACUGAAUUCAACUGUUGAACAAAAAGCCAGGAAGGUGGCUGUUCUUGUGGCACUCAGUGCUAGUGGAAGUGCUCCAGUACUGUACAGGACCAUGGAUGCUCUUUGUGAUUUCUGCAGGGAGCAAAGGUCAAUGGUCUAUUGCCGAUCAGAUGCAGCAUCCUUGUGCUUGUCGUGUGAUCGUAAUGUGCAUUCAGCCAAUGCCCUUUCCCGACGCCAUACAAGAACCCUUCUUUGUGAUCGUUGUGUUGGACAGCCUGCAGCAGUCCGUUGUCUUGAAGAGAACACCUCACUUUGCCAAAACUGUGACUGGAAUGGACAUGGGGCAGCAUCCUCAGCUGCUGGGCAUAAAAGGCAGACCAUAAACUGUUACUCGGGGUGCCCAUCGUCGGCAGAGCUCUCGAGAAUCUGGUCCUUUAGUAUGGAUAUCCCAACUGUAGCUGCGGAGCCAAACUGUGAGGAAGGAAUAAACAUGAUGAGCAUUAAUGACAAUGACGUCAAUAACCAUUGUGGUGCUCCAGAAGAUGGCCGCUUGUUGGAUAUAGCUAGCACAGCACUCAUGAGUGAUUUACCUACAGGAGACAAGUUCAAACCUUUAAUAGGUUCUUCUUCAGGAGAUGGGAUGAAUCUUCUGCCACUUAAUUCAGAUCAGCCAGCUGAGCCAGUUUCAACGACGCCUAAGGCACCCUGUGUCACAGACAAAGAUAUGUUCAAUGAUGGGAGCGUAUAUGGAGACUUCUGUGUGGAUGAUGCUGACCUAACAUUUGAGAAUUAUGAAGAAUUAUUCGGUACCUCUCACGUUCAAACAGAACAACUCUUUGAUGAUGCUGGAAUUGACAGUUAUUUUGAAAUGAAGGAUGUGCCAGCAGAUGAAUCUAAUGAGCAGCCCAAACCUGUGCAGCCAGAAUGUAGCAAUGUCGCAUCUGUUGAUUCUGGGAUGUCAAACCCAGCUGCAAGGGCUGAUUCCAGCCAUUGUAUUCCUGGUAGGCAGGCUAUAUCCAACAUAUCCCUUUCCUUCUCUGGUUUGACUGGUGAAAGCAGUGCUGGAUAUUUUCAAGAUUGUGGGGUAUCGUCAAUGAUCCUUAUGGGUGAGCCACCCUGGCAUCCUCCUGGUCCUGAAAGUUCAUCUGCUGGAGGCAGCAGAGAUAAUGCUCUUACACGGUACAAGGAGAAGAAGAAGAGAAGAAAAUUUGACAAGAAGAUAAGGUAUGCUUCUCGUAAGGCUAGGGCAGAUGUGAGAAAAAGGGUCAAAGGACGGUUUGUAAAGGCUGGCGAAGCAUAUGACUACGAUCCGCUGAGCCAAACAAGAAGCUACUAAAGCCUUUCACUCGAUUGGUUUCGUCCAGUGUUCAAGUAGCAAUUUUCAGCAGCUGAUUUGAUGUUGGUUGCACGGCAAGCAUGAUCACUGGAGAACACAAGCAAUUGCGGCAGACCUUGCAAUUGAAAACGGGGAAAGGAAACCAAACGCUGUGAUCAAAUCAAAUUAAUGAAAUAAAAAAGGAAAAAAUAGGAUGCAAACAUGCGAGAAGCUCAUGGAUGGUAAUGCUCCAUUUUCUCCUGUACAGUUCAUGCAUCUUCAGUUGCUUCUGGUUGAGAUGUCUGAAUCACUCUCUACCAUCUGUGCAUUAAUCAAAUACAAAUACAUGGGCCUACCGCACGACGACGAACGCACCUGCUUCUGUUGUGAUGUUUUGUGUUGCGGCUGUCAGGCUGGAUCUCUAGGUAACAUGAUUAAUUAUACUACUGAUGGAAUUUGCACCGCUGUAAUAUUAUUUACGAAUCACAAUCUGCCGUGGGAUUGUUCUUCUGUCGUGUAUGUAUGUGUAUAUAGAUGGAUGGCUGUUAAGAAAAUAUUGUGACGAUUAUAAAGUUUACCUUUGUAAAUGAUAGUAAAAUGCUGCAUUGAUCUGUA